This is a messenger RNA of Triticum turgidum subsp. durum (durum wheat), 591 nucleotides long. Lineage: Eukaryota; Viridiplantae; Streptophyta; Magnoliopsida; Poales; Poaceae. The record is from the annotation of a GenBank genome assembly.
AUGGAAAGUACACCAAUGCUAUCUAGCAAAUUUCUCCACCUCAAGUACUUGCAUAUUUCUCUAAUCGGAAAACAAGCUAUUUCACCAGCUUAUGAUUACCUUUCUCUGGUUUCUUUUCUUGAAGCUUCUCCUUGCCUGGAGACUUUCAUCUUUGAGGUACAGCAGCCUGACAUGAAGCAUGAUUCUAUUAUCGGGGAUUCCUCGCCACUGAGACGGCUACCACAACACAGCCACAACAACCUAAAGAGUGUGACGAUCAUCGGCUUCUGCUCGGCGAAGAGCUUGGUCGAGUUGGCAUGCCACAUUAUUGAGAACGCGACAUCGCUUGAGCGCCUCACUUUGGACACCUCCCAUGGCUGUCGGAGUCCUGGUGGGCGUAGCGUCGAUAAAUCUGACAGAUGGUACUAUACAGUGAGUGGUAGCCUCAUGGUGGCCCCACCUGACAGGUGCCUCCCUAUGUGGGGUCGUGGCAUCGAGGAGUCUCUCAGGGCGCGUUCCGCAAUCAGAAAACACAUUGAGUGGAAACUUCCCUUCGGAGUCGUGUUUAAAAUCGUCAUGCCCUGCAGUCGGUGCUUGAUGCCGAACUUUUAG